CCAGGUCCUCCUCUUUUUAGGCCUUUCGAGUGAACCUUGACCAGCUUCAAAAAGAACAAAAAAAUGGCAAUACCGUUACCGCCCGUGCUCGGGCUAAUGACGUGCUUGCUUCUUUUCGUCAACUUUUUUGUCUACAACGUUUACCGCGUUUUGUCGACUCCCAAAACCGAAAGCGUAAACAUGUCUCCGCUCACAAGUACACCACUCUUCCGAAACGGGGUUGCAACAACGUUAGCAUGGUGCUUCAUGCUGUACACAUUCUACUUCCUCCAGUCCGUUCUAGCAUUCGUCAGUUUCAGCCGACGCAGAGCAAAGAAGGGCGGUACUAGAUGAACCGAUUACAUUUUUGAUUAUGUAGGAUUUUGUCUAAGUCCGGUGUCUUAUUCACGUGACAUCCACCUUGCACUUUUCAGCGAGGCGAUUCGACAAAACGCGCUUCUAUGUAUCUAAAAGCCUGUUCCGAUUUCUGUCCCUGUCCGCCGAUCUUCUUGCCCCAUCACAUCAGGUGACGACUCCCAGAACAAGCUGUCAUUGUUUCAGGCCAAAUACACUGAUCGCGACCCAGAGGUUUUAGCCGCUGAUCGCACAGUUACAAACACUGUAGAACAGUCUCUGAUCUUCAUACCGAUUUUCUGGUUAUCGAUCGUAGUCGAAUUGAUGCCGCCGAUGGGGAACAAAGCACAUGUACAAGAACCAGGAUUAGUCGAGCAAUUCCUCCCAUUUCCACUGGAAGCUCUGCGAACCGACGCACUCGGCAUAGCGUGGAUUGCAUUUCGGAGUCUCUUCUUUUUCACUUAAGGGUCGGUGGGUCUAGGUUUCUGGCAUUUUUUCUGGUACGCUUACAGUUUUGUCGCUCCUAAAUUAGUACAAAAGGCAUAACUAGGACUAGCGGGGUAAACUUACUAACACCAAAACCGUGCCUCUAAUUCACUUUCCACGUCCUUCCGAAGGUUGUGCCUCGUGUAUGGGGUCUGCCGCUGCAUCUGUUCCUGUGCACAAUACCCGCAUAUACCUGCAUCUGGAUCAUGGCCACUAAGAUUGCGGUGGGGGUGCUUUUGUGAUUUUGAGUCUUGGGGGCGAACAUGUAUGUAGAGGGUAAUUGAUUCGAUUUUUACAACCUGUAAAUUCGAAUCAAUCACCCUUCACAUACAUGAUUGGCUAGCUAUGUGAAUUGUGAUUGGAUGCUCGCACUGCUAAGACUCGCAGCUAAAUCUGGAAUAUACAGAAGCGAACACCUUCAUUGUCCAAGGUGCGUUCACACCGGUGAAGGGUGAUUGAUUCGAUUGCCUAAUGUCACCGGCACCUCACCAAGAAACCUAACUUCUCUGGAAUAAGUAUACAGAAGUUGUCUACUCCACUACUCGAUCCGCAGGAUCGACAUCAAAAACUUGUUUUUACAACCUGUAGCGUCCGUUCAGUUAAAAGGCUCAUCCCCUGGCCGGCGAGAACCAC
This is a messenger RNA of Amoebophrya sp. A25, 1452 nucleotides long. NCBI's taxonomy places the organism in Eukaryota, Dinophyceae, Syndiniales, Amoebophryaceae. The record is from the annotation of a GenBank genome assembly.